AACUGCACAUACACGUACAUGCAGUUUUGUCCUCCAUAAUGCACGCGCAUUACAUGUAUUGUACUGUUUGCACUGCAGCUUGACGACGAGCAGUUCAAACGCUUGUGAGAGAAUUGCUCCCGUGUUCUGGUGUAGUGACCGUGGUAGCGAGGAUAAACGAGCCUGACUUCUUUCAGCCGGCCACUCCAGAGAUACUACAUGCCCACGAUAUAACCUUGUUUCAUCACUGGUUUGUCGUAAUACCUAAACUGAAGAGUGAUGUCUGCCACAGCGACCAUCGUCAACAUCGUGGAGGUCGCCGUUCUGUUGGUGGCUUUCGGAUGUGGUAUGGCGGCAUCCAUAAUGAUCUGGGUAACUUCGAUUCAGAUGGACGGCUGUGUUUUCCAGGCUUCCGUCGCUCAUUCGGGCCGAACACUUUACACAGUCUCAUCCUCUAGCCAAUUCCGUUGCCAGUUCUGUCUGGUGACGCAGCUGGUUGCUAUCCUGCUGGCGCUGGUGUUCAUCGCGUAUCGGAUCCAGGUGAUCUGCCGGGGAAAACUGGAAAUCCAAGCGUUCGGCCGGUUCGUUGCCACCAUCGUCUUUGGUAUCAUGGCCGUCUUCGUCCUUGUGGAGGCGUGUCUGGUGACGGUCGGGCUGAAGACAUUUUGCAAUAAUCUGCUGGACUUGGAAGGCUAUUUUUGGCCCGAUACGUGUACCAGGUAUCAGGAAGAUGCUCAUUGGAAAGAUAAGGACGGUUCAGCGUUUUAUUAUAACCUGACUAUAGCUGAGGUGAGAUUCGUUCUGCGUCGCGGGCCCUUCCUGUAGUAGAUGAAUCAACAA
Messenger RNA from Acanthaster planci (crown-of-thorns starfish), 819 nucleotides. Its product is annotated as transmembrane protein 179B-like. The record is from RefSeq and is a predicted model, not a curated record. NCBI's taxonomy places the organism in Eukaryota, Metazoa, Echinodermata, Asteroidea, Valvatida, Acanthasteridae.